Molecule: messenger RNA, 1415 nt
Organism: Mercenaria mercenaria
Lineage: Eukaryota; Metazoa; Mollusca; Bivalvia; Venerida; Veneridae
Product: isatin hydrolase-like
Exons: 4
Coding region: 1-627 (208 amino acids)
Molecular function (GO): arylformamidase activity
Source: RefSeq, a predicted model, not a curated record
AUGUUUUCCAUUAUAUUUGGUGUCUGUGUUGUUUUCGGCAUAGCAGAUGCACGUAGAAUAGUGGACUUAACACACACGUUCGACCAUGAUGCACCGAAAUACCCUCUUGGCUUCUCGGGGACAGGAGCAACUAACUUUGUAUAUUUCAACUCGAUGCCAUUGAUUAAACAAUAUUUUGACGACAUGUGGGUAGAAGUCCGAAAGAUAGAGUUUUACGAACACCACGGAACUCAUAUCGAUGCUCCGUCGCACGUCGGUAACGGCCGCCAGUCUUUGGAACAGAUUCCGCCGGAGAGGUUAAUUGGUCCUGGCGUAGUGAUUGAUGUCAGAGACAAGGUCAAGGACAAUCCUGAUUAUGCUGUUACAGUUAAUGACAUUUUAGAGCACGAAAGGGAGCACGGGAAAAUCCCGCCAAAUACCAUCGUGAAUAUGAAUUCUGGUUGGGCAAACAAAUACCCGGGUGCUCGACUGGUGUUUGGUACCGAUAAUAUCACAGAUCCUAGUACAUUUCACUUUCCUGGAUGGAGUCCCGAGGCGUGUGAAAUGCUGCUACAGGACCGCCAGGUAAACGUUGUCGGAGUUGACACACCUUCAACUGACCCUGCACAGCCUCCUGUAUACCCGUGACAUAUGUACCUUCAACCCAACAAUGUUCCGCUGCUGGAAUAUGUGGCUAACCUAGACAGCAUACCGGUACGUAACACGACCAUCGUGCUGGGGUCGAUGAAAGUUCGAGAUGGUACCGGCGGCCCGACCAGGAUCUUUGCUAUGAUUAACGAAGACGAUGUAACUGAUUCUGCAGGGAGACUUUCACCAAUUGUUGCUUUUAUUCUACCUUUGCUGUUCAUUUGUUACUUAUAAAUGAAAGAAUAGGAGCAUAGUUUUAUAUGUACAAAUUAUAUAGUCACAUCUUUUUAUGUAUAAUUAUGCUUUAAUAAAUACUGUGAAAUCAUUUUUAUUCGCGUAGGACGAAUUUUCGCGUAUUUCGCGCUAGGACCGAUGCGCGAGUUUAAGACCGCGCUAAUAAUAUUUCUUAAUUUUAAUUUUUCAUUUCUAAAAUUGAAAAUGCGCGAAUUAAAGCCCGUACGAAACAGUCCUAUUUCACGUUUGCGCGAAAUUUCAUACCAGCGAAUUUAAAUGAUUUCACAGUAUGCAUGUUUUAAGAAGAUAUCUUUCAAACUAUAGUAAAGUCACUAUAUACGUAGUUGUUUGGCAAAUCACGUCUAUCUUUCUAAUUAUUACUUAUUCUUGCUAUGCCUUGUUUCACGAGCUACUAAAUAAUUCACAUAUUCAAAUUUGGAGUAUGAAUGAUGUUUUUACAAGUUUUCCGAAAAGAAUGUAUAUAUUAUUAAUUGGGACCAUAAUGCCAUAUAAUAAUCCUGACGUCAUUUAACAAUUUUCCUGUUUAGAUAAUG